AUGAAACGCACUUUCAAAUUGAAAAAACGUGAUAAAUUAUUGCUAUACUUUGAACAAGCAACGAAAUCUUAUGGUAUCGUUGAAUUUGAUCGUCAUUUUCGCAAGAUCAAGGGAAAUGAUGAGGUUUCUCAAUAUCUUGAAAGUGCAGGAUUACACAAGUGGUCUAGAGCUCACAUGGAUGGACGUCGAUACAAUGUAAUGACAACAAACAUUGCGGAGUCAAUCAACCCAGUCCUUCGAUUCGCAAGGAUGCUACCAAUGGUGCAUUUGAUUGAUGAAAUCAUCAAUUUGCUUGUGAAAUGGUUCAGUAAACGUUGUGAUUUCGCUUUGAAAUGUUCAUCAACAUUGUGCCCUGACUUUGGCGAAAAGAAGCUGAGACGUAGGUUGGAAUGUGCUUCAAGGAUGAAUGUCGUGAAACUGAAUCACGUAGAGUAUAAUGUCGUGGACGGUGAUAUGGACGGCCACGUACAUUUGACGAAUAACACUUGCAGUUGUAAGAAGUUUCAGCUUGAGCAACUACCUUGCAAGCAUGUAGUUGCAGUUUGCCGUUUCUUGAAACUAAAUGUAUACUCCAUGGCUUCUCGUUAUUACACUCAAAAUACAUGGUUGGAUGCUUAUUCAGAUACCAUCUACCCGGUACAGCCUCAAGAGUUGUGGGUUAUUCCUGAAGAUGUCCAAAGUAGAGUUGUGCAUCCUCCCAAUGCAAAGGUCAUGCCAGGCCGACGAAAUAAGCUAAGGAUUCUGUCGCAAGGAGAAGAUAUCCUAAGGAGAAAAUGCUUAAGGUGCAGUGGCAUAGGCCACAAUAAAAGCACCUGUAAAAACAAUGUUGCACUACCUAAUGUUGGACAUACAUUAUGA
Prunus dulcis (almond) is the source of this 858-nucleotide messenger RNA. RefSeq lists its product as uncharacterized. The coding region runs from base 1 to 858 and encodes 285 amino acids. Gene Ontology annotation, molecular function: zinc ion binding. The record is from RefSeq and is a predicted model, not a curated record. The transcript has a single exon. NCBI's taxonomy places the organism in Eukaryota, Viridiplantae, Streptophyta, Magnoliopsida, Rosales, Rosaceae.